Messenger RNA from Teleopsis dalmanni, 503 nucleotides. RefSeq lists its product as uncharacterized. The coding region runs from base 66 to 503 and encodes 145 amino acids. The record is from RefSeq and is a predicted model, not a curated record. Lineage: Eukaryota; Metazoa; Arthropoda; Insecta; Diptera; Diopsidae. The transcript has 2 exons.
UUUAAAAAAUAAAUAAAAAAGAUAAAAAUAACGUAUACAAAAAUAAAAAAAAAAACUGCACAAAAAUGAAUUGCGUUGCAAUACCUCCAACGGAAGAUAAACAUCCACCAAUCCAAAUAUUGCACAACGAACUCACGUUGACACCGAUCCAAUGUGGUGGCAAUAAAUCGCAAUCUUUGCAACGCGCCCAGACGACACAUCUUUACUGUCGUUCCCUGGAGAAGGAACGCGUCGAUAGACGUACGUCACGUGGCUUAACUUCGUGUCUGCGUGGCGAACGUGAUGAAUUUUUGGACUAUCGUGAUGUCGGUCCACAACAGCUACAAAUCGAGCCACCACUACCGUACAUGGAGUCAUCGCACAAUGGAAGCUUUAGCGGUAACGAAGCUGGUGGCAGGAGUGAGUACAAGUCGAAAACACUGCCUCGCAUACAUUUUGACAAUUCUGUCAACGAUACUUCUUUAAAUGAAGGUAAUAACAUAUUAAUGGCUUUCUUAAUCUAA